CCGGAAGCGGCGGUGGCGGCGGGGAGCGGGAGCGCGGCCGGUGGCAGCGCCCAGGACCCCCGACCCCACCCUUGGUGAGGGCAGGGUGGGGCAGGGCGGGGCCGUUCGGGUGCGCGGGCACCGCCCCGGCGCCCCCUGCUGGUCACAGGUGUGGCAGAGAUGGACCCAGUGAGGGCAGCGGGCACGGCGUCCCCGAGCUGUCACCACGGCGGGGACAAUGGGGAGGAAGAUGUGACAGCAGCGGCAGCCAUGACAUCGUCCGUGUGUCACCCUGCUGGCGAGGAGGAGGAGGAGGAGGACACGCAGGUGGCAGCAGCGGUGACAGCCGCAAUGUCCCUGGGGUGCCACCGCAGUGAGGAAAAGGAGGUGGCAGUGACACCUCAAGGUGGCAGGGACGAGGAUGUGGUGGCAGCAGUGACAGCAGAAGCAGCCACAACAUCCCGGGGCUGUCAUCCCAGUGAGGAGGAGGUGACAACAGCGGUGACAUCCCUGGGGUGUCCCCCACUUGGGGAUGAGGAGGAGGUGACCACAGCGGUGACAGCAGCGGUGACAUCCCCGGGAUGUCGCCCCAGUGAGGAAGAGGAGGUGACAGCAGCAGUGACAUCCCCAGGGAGUCGCCCCGGUGAGGAAGAGGAGGUGACAGCAGCAGUGACAUCCCCAGGGAGUCACCCUGGUGAGGAAGAGGAGGAGGUGACAGCAGCGGUGACAUCCCCAGGGAGUCACCGUGAGGAGGAAGAGGAGGAGGUGACAGCAGCAGUGACAUCCCCAGGGAGUCACCGUGAGGAGGAAGAGGAGGAGGUGACAGCAGCAGUGACAUCCCCAGGGAGUCACCCUGGUGAGGAAGAGGAGGUGACAGCAACAGUGACAUCCCCAGGGAAUCAACCUGAGGAGGAAGAGGAGGAGGUGACGGCAGCAGUGACAUCCCCGGUGUGUCACCCCGGCGAGGAAGAGGAGGAGGUGACGGCGGCAGUGACGGCGGCGGCGGCCACGUCGGGCCCGGGCGGGCGGCGCGGCGCGGACGAGGACGUGGCGGCCGCGGGCUGGCGAGCGCGGCGCAAGCACGUGUUCGUGCUCAGCGAGGCCGGGAAGCCGAUCUACUCCCGGCACGGCAACGAGGAGGCGCUGGCGGCCACCAUGGGCGUCAUGAUGGCCCUGGUGUCCUUCAUCCAGAGCGGCGGCAACGCCAUCCGCGCCAUCUGCUCCGAGGACCGCACGCUGGUGUUCGAGCAGCGCGGCCCGCUGCUGCUGGUGUCGGUGUCCCGCACCCGGCAGUCGGCGGCGCAGCUGCGGCGGGAGCUGGCCUUCGUGCACGAGCAGAUCCUGUCGCUGCUGACCCGCGGCGGCAUCGCCCGAGUCUUCGCCCGCCGCCGCGGCUUCGACCUGCGCCGGCUGCUCGCGGGAGCAGAAGCCGUGCUGGACCGGCUGCUCUGCGGAGCCGCGGCCGACGGGCGGUUGUUGCUGGGGGCCGCUCGCUGCUUGCCUUUGCCCGGCGGGCUCCGCCGAGCCGUGUCCGGGGCUCUGCGCCGCGCCGCCGCCGCCGCUCGGCCCGCGCCCGCUCUGGCCGUGCUGGCGGCCCGGGGCCGCUUGGUGACGGCGGCGCGGCAGCGGGCGCUGGCCGAGGGCGGGCGGCUGUGCGCCAGCGAUCUGCACCUGCUGCUCAACCUGCUGGGCGGCGGGGCCGGCGCUGGGGCCGGCGAGGUGUGGACCCCCGUGUGUUUGCCCCGCUUUAAUCCCGAUGGGUAUUUCUACGCCUACGCGGCGCGGCUGGGCGAGGAGGAGGAGGAGGAAGAGGAGGAGGAGGGGGUGAGGCUGAUCCUGCUGUCCACGGAGCGAGAGGGUUUCUACGCGGCGGCGGCGUGCCGGCGGCAGCUGGAGGACACGCUGCGGGCUCAGGGGUGGCUGGCCGAGCUGGCGGCGGCCGUGAGAGGGGGAGCGGGGUACGGCCCCUCCCGGCCCGGAGCCCCGGAGCUCCGGCAUUUCCUCUACAAACCCUUGGAAGGGUCGGAAGAGAUGCAGCAGCUGCCGCAGUUCACCAGCCCCGAGCUGGAGGAGCCCUACACCAGCGAGGAGGAGCAGCACCGGCUCUUCGACCUGUACCACUACCUGCACGGCCGAGUGCACAGCCCGCACCGGCCCCUGCGCCUGCUCUACCACGUGGCUGAGAAGGAAACGCUGCUGGCCUGGGUGACCAGCAAGUUCGAGCUGUACAGCUGCUUCAGCCCGCUGGUGACGAAGGCGGGCGCCAUCGCCGUGCUGACCAAGCUGCUGCGCUGGCUCAAGAAGGAGGAGGACUGGCUCUUCAUCCGCUACCCGGCGCCGUUCUGCGCCGCGCCCCCGCGCCCCGAGGCGCCCGAGCCCGAGGGCUGACAAUAAACGUUGAGACCCCCGCGGGGAGAGUCCU
Hirundo rustica (Barn swallow) is the source of this 2401-nucleotide messenger RNA. Its product is annotated as vacuolar fusion protein MON1 homolog B-like. The transcript has 5 exons. Bases 160 to 2367 code for a protein of 735 amino acids. NCBI's taxonomy places the organism in Eukaryota, Metazoa, Chordata, Aves, Passeriformes, Hirundinidae. The record is from RefSeq and is a predicted model, not a curated record. Gene Ontology annotation, biological process: vesicle-mediated transport; protein targeting to vacuole.